GCACCGUGUUUCCGGUCGGACUGUUUUUCCGGACGGACCGGUGCACCUUGGACUCGCUCGUGACUUUUCUUUUCCUCCCGAUGAAUAAACUCGUGAUUUAAACAUGUCCAGCUUCCAGCGUGUCCUCCGCCUCGCGGACAGGUGCAACAGGUGGCGUUUUUUGAAACCCCGGUUCUUGCGCGCGAGCUCGUGUGUCAACGUCUCCUCGCGUGUAACGGACCGGCGCGCGAACGGUUCCCGGAGCUACGCGAGCUCCGCCCGCACCGAGCCGGUCCGGAUCGGCUGCGCGUCCGGGUUCUGGGGGGACACAGCGGCCUCAGUGCCGCAGCUGAUCCACGGCGGGGCGCUGGACUUCCUGGUGUUCGACUACCUGAGUGAGAUCACCAUGUCCCUGCUGACCGCCGCCAGGAGCAAGACCCCCAAUCUGGGUUACGCUCCCGACUUCGUCCACGUGGCUCUCGCUCCGUUUAUUAACGACAUCCACAGGAAAGGUAUCCGCGUGGUCAGCAACGCAGGGGGAGUCAACCCGCUGGCGUGCGCCGAGGCCAUACGGGAGGUCAUCAGGAAGGCCGGCCUGGACCUCAAGGUCGCCGUGGUAACCGGGGACGACCUCAUGCCCCACAGAAGCAGCCUCUCAGAAGUAAAGAUGGCGGCUGACGGCAGCACGCGGCCUUUACCCAGAAGCCUCCACAGUAUGAACGCUUACCUUGGGGCUCUGCCUGUCCGCCGCUGUCUGGACCUGGGCGCCGACAUCGUGGUGACGGGUCGCUGCGUGGACAGCGCCGUGGUGACGGGCCCCCUGAUGCACAGCUUUGGGUGGGGCAGCACGGACUACGACCUGCUGGCCUCCGGCAGCCUGGCAGGUCACCUGAUCGAGUGCGGCGCUCAGAGCACCGGUGGAGUUUUCACCGAUUGGCACAAAGUUCCCGACUGGGACCUCAUGGGCUUCCCGGUGGUGGAGGUCUCCUCCGACGGCUCCUUCCUUCUGUCCAAGCCGCCCGGCACCGGCGGCCUGGUCUCCUUCGGCACGGCGGCCGAGCAGCUGGUGUACGAGAUCGGAGACCCGCGGCGCUACCUGCUGCCCGACGUCACCUGUGACUUCAGCCAGGUGCUCAUCCAGGAAGUAGCAGGCGUUGACGGAGGUGCUGUCAUGGUAACGGGCGCUAAAGGCUCGCCUCCAUCACGUGACUACAAGGUGUGCGCCACCUACCUGGACGGCUACAGGGCGACGGCCGUUUGUCCCGUCGGCGGCCCGAGGGCGGCGGAGAAGGCCAGAAGAACCGCCGAGAGCAUCAUCAGGCGCACCAAGCGGAUGCUGGAGCAGCUGAAGCUGGAAGACUUCUCCUCCGUCAACAUCCAGAUCCUCGGAGCCGAGGACACGUACGGAGCCAACGCUCGCUGCCAGCAGAGCUCCAGAGAGGCGGUGAUCUGGAUGGCCGCCCACCACAAGCAGAAGAAAGCUCUGGAGAUCUUCGCCAGAGAAGUCGCUCCUGCAGGGACAGGAAUGGCUCCCGGGCUGACCGGCAUCGUGGGCGGACGACCCCGAGUGUCUCCGGUGCUGAAGCCCUUCUUCUUCUUACACCCCAAAGCUGAGGUGAAGGUGGACGUCCACGUCGGGGGGGAUCUGGUGGAGACUCUCGAGGAGGCGGGGCCUGACCCACUCGAGCAGGAAGCCCCUCCCACCUAUGCACAGGAAGAACCCGACGCAGAGCUUCCCAGCGGACCUCACAGCUACCGGCUGGAGGAUCUGGCCUUCACGCGCAGCGGAGACAAGGGAGACUCCGCCAACGUCGGAGUCAUAGCGCGUCAUCCCCUCUUCUUCCCCUACCUGAAGAAGCACCUGACUUCUUCUGUGGUGGAGGACUACUUCUCCCACCUCAUCGAGCCGGGCACCGAGAACGCCGUCACGCGAUACACUCUGCCAGGCAUCCACGGCCUCAACUUUGUCCUGCAGAGCUCGCUGGGAGGGGGAGGGGUGGCGUCUCUACGCAGCGACCCCCAGGGAAAAGCCUACGGUCAGAUGCUGCUGGACGUGAAGCUGCACGGACUCCCAGACCUCAAGUCCCUGGUGGACUGAGAGACUCUGGACAACCACAGAAGAAGACUGAGUGAAUAAAAUCAUUAAUGGACAUUUUCACAACCAGGAGAAACCAGAUGAAACACCACAGGAUCAGCUAACGUUGCUAUGACCAACACACAUUCACCUUAAUCUGCCCCAGAAGAAGUAGAAAUGAUUCGACUCUACAGGUGAAAUAAUCCAUUUCAUCCUCAAAGCUCACUAGUUCACCACUGACUUCAGAUAGAGGAACACAACCUGGCUUCAAGGGACCUGACCUCUGUGACCCCGGCGGUUUGGAGACAUUAGGCUUCAGGUUGGUGUGCAGACCCCCCGCCCCCUCCCCCCCCCACCUCCUUCACCUCGACGCGACCCGCAGGAAUGUGCGUCUGCUUCCAGAGAGACGUCCCUCCUGCUUCCCUGUAAUUGCAACCAGACCGGAGCUGCAGGCGAGAGUUUGUUCUCCGCAGCUUCCGUCACCUCAGGACCCCCCCCCCCGCCCCCCCCAAGCCGCCUCCUCAUCGGUGGAGAGAGAUCCCCCCCCCCUUUGGACUUUCACUUCUUUGAUAAUUGGGGGAAUGAUCCGUUUUUUCAGUAUUUAAUCGUAUUUUUCAGAGCUCUUUUCACUCAAACACGAAACCACAAAGAAAAAGGCGAAGCAGGAUCCUCCUCCAGAGAUUUACAUCAAAUACAACAACGCCAGGCCUUCCACACACACACUGCAGACAGAGUGUGUGUGGGACGCCGCGGUGGUCCCAUCCUUUUUAGCCAGGUGUUAAAAUCCAGGCUGUAAAUUCCAGCUCAGUUUCCCGUUUUCAUAAAAAAAAAACAAAAAAAAAGAGAGCUCAGAUUUCAUGUGGAAACUCGACGAUGACGAAGUUUGAGGGCGAAGCUUUCUGACUCUGCAAAGUUAAUUAUUCAUUGUGGAGUAACUUUUACCAGCUGAUUCAGGACUGUAAGAUGCCUGGAAAAGGAGGACGGAUUUCUGGUAUUUUGACAAUUUGUGUAUUGGUUUAAAGUAAACUAUUCUGUCCGUAUGAAGCCGAAUGAAAGGAACACUAGUGAAUUAAUAUGAUGAACUUGUUAAAUAUACUCAUAUCAUUAUGUCUAAAAGAGGCUCCAAAAUAUCCCAUUCAGGAGCCUUCUGGUCUACUGACCCCCCCCCCCCCUGAGUAAAAUCGACGCCUUCGGGGAGAAAAGCCUCUUCUUUCCGCCGAUAACGGUCCGGUUUCCUCAGAAUGUGGAAUCACGUCCGAAUGAAUCAAGGUUUCACUUGUGUGUGUGUGUGUGUGUGUGUGUGUGUGUGUGUUCUACAGUCUGAGCCUUACUCAGUUUAAACACUUGUUUCUACUCAGAACGUAAAUGAAGUACUUAAUGGUUUGAUUUUUGUGCUUUUUUUCUUGCCUUUAAGGAGACAAUUGAACAGUGUGAUUCUGUAGCUUCUAAACUGAAGAGAUGAAUUAAACGUAGUUUCAUGAGAAA
Pungitius pungitius (ninespine stickleback) is the source of this 3538-nucleotide messenger RNA. RefSeq names its product lecithin retinol acyltransferase b, tandem duplicate 1 (gene lratb.1). The record is from RefSeq and is a predicted model, not a curated record. Bases 104 to 2077 code for a protein of 657 amino acids. The transcript is spliced from 20 exons. NCBI's taxonomy places the organism in Eukaryota, Metazoa, Chordata, Actinopteri, Perciformes, Gasterosteidae.